AUGCCAGAUAACCCACCAACACCAUCACCCGCCCAGAACGACGAUAUUCCCAUCAUUCACAUAAAUCUCCCAUCGUGUUACCUCAAACCGGCUGGCUCCGUCGAGCCCCAGCUCCCUGAUGGAACGUUCUCUUGCGACGCCCAAGAAAACUUCUGGAAGCCCUUACCCAACGACCCUAAGCGUCAAGAAUUCCGCAUUCAGGGCAAGAAUGAGUUAGUCUUUAUCGCCGGAGCACAGUACACGUACAAACCUAACACGUCGCUGCACAUAAAGUGCAAGAAGGCAACAUUCAUGCCUCACCCGACUGAUGCCAGCCACAAGACCGUCAUGGUGCGCAUGCCUGGCGCAAACGCGGAGCAAAACUUGCCCGUAAAAGCAAAGGAAGGGAAGAGCGGUACCGAGGCCAAAUAUCGGUUUGAUGGGUUUGGAGAGGCAGUUACUUUGGACAGGUUCCCAAAAGUGAUCAGUUCGAUUGACGAGGCCACCAGGGGAGGGGACGGGAUGGAUGGCGCAAUCGGCUUCCAGGGUGCGGACGCGGGGAGUCUUAUCAUCGAAGCGGACUCAUACGACACAAGUGCGCUUCCUGAUGACAAGGUGUUCUUCAUAGCCGACUGCACGGGAGGCAGGGGGCAGCAGGGCGGUGACGGUGGUGAUGGAGGCAGUGGUGGUGAUGGUGCCGUCACUGCCGGGACUUAUUCCGGCGAAUUGCAGACAGGGUGGGGUUUCAGCGGUAUCUGCGGAGCUAAAGGCGGCGACGGGGGGCGACAGGGUGCCGGAGGUUAUGGAGGCAGUGGAGGACAGUUCACUAUCAACCUGCCAAAAGAAUCAACUGGCUACGACAAACUCAAAGCCAGAUUCGGUGUUGAGUCGAAUACGGGCACAUCGGGGACUACUGGGGCGGCCGGAAAACCAGGAUCCGGUGGUGGUUACGGAGAGUGGCGGCAGCUCAAAUGUAGUGGCACAGAAUGCUCGAUGUCCAAAUUCUUGAUGAACGGCAUCCCCAAGGAUCAACUUAUGGCGGAGCUGAGAUCAAAACUUGAGCUAGAUUGGUCGUCUGAGCAGUUAAAUCGAUGUGCAACGAGUUACAUCAGCAGAACUGAAUCAUUUUCUGUCAGUGGCAAUGCACCGAAGGCCCUGGAUGAAAAGGAGAUACAGAAUCGAAGGGCGGAAGCUGGGCAAUAUCCACCUACAACGAGUUCAACUGUGGUAUUUAAGGAGUUAAAAAAACAGUAA
Molecule: messenger RNA, 1233 nt
Organism: Fusarium proliferatum ET1
Lineage: Eukaryota; Fungi; Ascomycota; Sordariomycetes; Hypocreales; Nectriaceae
Exons: 1
Coding region: 1-1233 (410 amino acids)
Source: RefSeq, a predicted model, not a curated record